Molecule: messenger RNA, 411 nt
Organism: Eimeria necatrix
Lineage: Eukaryota; Apicomplexa; Conoidasida; Eucoccidiorida; Eimeriidae
Exons: 1
Coding region: 1-411 (136 amino acids)
Source: RefSeq, a predicted model, not a curated record
AUGGCCUCCGCGCCAAAACCCUGGCAAAUUUGGUCUUCGCCGCAAUUUCGAAACUCCAAAGAGCCUUCGGGGCAAAAGGCCCCCCGCGGGCAGGGCCUGGCUUGCGCGAGCGACUGCACGUUCGAAGCCGCGCUGAAGAAGCCUGCAGCAGCAGCAGCAGCAGCAGCAGCAGCAGCAGCAGCAGCAGCAGCAGCAGCAGCGGCGGCAGCAGAGGCGGGCGGGUGGAGGGAGGGGCAAGGGGGGAGCAGGCGAGAAGGGAAGGAGAAGAAGAUGUUCGUAGCAGCAGCAGCAGCAGCAGCAGCAGCAGCAGUAGUAGUAGUAGUGAUAGCAGCAGCAGCAGCAGCAGCAGCAGCAGCAGUAGUAAUAGCAGCAGCAGCAGCAGUAAGGGGUUCGCGGCGAUCAGGGGUUUAG